Messenger RNA from Lactuca virosa, 5685 nucleotides. Lineage: Eukaryota; Viridiplantae; Streptophyta; Magnoliopsida; Asterales; Asteraceae. The record is from the annotation of a GenBank genome assembly.
GCCGGCAGUUUUGGAAGCCGGCCUCUCUCUCUAGAAUACAUUGUAUCGGGAGCGUCAAUCUAAUCGUUGGUUGAUCAAUUUUCCAGCUCGUCAUCAAUCGUAUUCUUCAUUUGAUUUUUUUUUAUUGUUACACUUCUACUUGUUGCUUAAUUGGAUACUCAAUCCUUAUUCUUCUCGUUGAAGUUUAUUGGAUCAUGACCUAGUACUGACUGGUAGUAGCAAUCAUUACUGUUUUCAAUGGACCAAGAUGAUAUAGCGAGAUCCUUAAUCACCACAAUUGGGAGUUUCAUUCAAGACAGGUUGCUUGAUCAAAGACAAAGGGCCCUACAGAAGGAACAAUGUGGUGAAAGAUUAGCAGCAGAAGAUGAGAGCAGUAACAAAGACACAGCAGUUAGGUAUUCUGAUCAAGCAGUUUUGGCAAAUUUGGAUUGGGGUAUGGAUACCCUUGAGGAAGCCAUUAAUACAUCCAACACUGAGACAAAAAUGGCAAGACUUGAUCAUGCAGAAAAGAUGUUACAAGUUUGUGCUAUGUUAAAUUCCAGUGAUAAAACCGCUGGUGUCCCUAAUUUCUAUCUCUCUGCUUGGGCUCAUCUUAACCUUUCUUACUUAUGGAAGUUGAGAAACAAUGUCACAAAUGCUGUUCUUCAUGUUCUUGAGAUGUUUUCUGUUGACCCCUUCUUUUCAAGGAUUGAUUUUGCUCCUGAGAUCUGGAAAACACUGUUUCUCCCUCACAUGAGUUCUAUUGUUGGUUGGUACUCAGAGGAAAGGCAUAGGAUUAUGAUGAACAUGAUUCCAGAUUCAGGUGAUUUAUCAUUCACUGCUGAUUUUGAUCAGUAUUUUAAUGAAUCCUUGGUUUUGUCUAUGAGGCCAGAUCAAGCAGAGAAAUUGCAAAAGUUGGAAAAACAUUAUGGGCAAUCUUUGGAUGAGAAUACCAGGAAUUACGCGAAUUACUUCAAAGAUUGCAUGAAUCAUGAUCCUGAAACUAGUAAGAAAGCAAUUCCUAUGAUGCCAAUUGCAGAGGCUCCUAUGACUCCUUUGCAUGAAGUGAGUCGCAAAAUUCCAGAUUAUGUGAGAUUUGGUCCCAUAUUGCCUAAAAGUGCAGGGUUCUCACCAGUUCUAAAACCUAAUAAGAAUUCUAGAGAAGCUUCCAGUGCCACUCACAUCGACUCUGAGAACCUAGAGGAUUCUGCUGCAUGGGAUAUUCAAGAGGGAAUACCAGAGGAAAACAAUGAAUCUGAGUAUGAACAGGAUGAAGAUGGAAUUCAAAGCAUAGAAUCACUUCCAAGUGUUGAAAUGAACAAUAAUUAUAAAACUGGACCUAAUGGACACACAUUAAAGGAAAAGAAUCGACCAUUUUCACCUCAGAUGUUCUCUCCUGUAAUCUCAAGUAAAACAUCCCCAAAAGUUUCAUCUCCAAAACAAGAUGGAAAUAAUAAGGUCACAUCUACCUCAACCCUACGUUCCAAUCGAUCAAUGGAUUAUAAAGUCGCCACUUCUUUGCCUACUUCACCAUUAGUGCACCAUGAUCUCAGUAUUAGCUCAGCAGACUCAGAUAAUGAAUCUAGAGAACAUAAGAAAAGUGUUAGGACAAAAGUUGGACAUGGACGAAAUUCUAGUAUUGCAAAUAUGAAGACUCAGACAUCAGAUAAAAGCUUCCAUGGAGAAUAUGAUAAUGGAAGCCCAAACUUUGGUUCUCCUCAAUCUUCUACACAAUCAAGGCCACCAAAAGAUUUUGUAUGUCCCAUAACUAGCCAUAUUUUCAGUGAUCCAGUAACCCUAGAAACAGGUCAAACAUACGAAAGAAAAGCCAUUGAAGAAUGGAUGAAGAGAGGAAACACAACAUGUCCAAUCACAAGACAACCUCUCUCAGCCAAUUCACUCCCAAAAACAAAUUAUGUCUUGAAAAGACUCAUCACCUCAUGGAAAGAACAACAUCCAGAUCUUGCACAAGAAUUAUCAUACCCUGCAACACCACAAAGUUCCCAUGGGAGCCCUUCUUUAAGACAAAUGUCACAAAUCCAAUCAAGAACAUCAAAUCCAUAUGAUUCCAACAAUUUCAAACCAAAUAGAUUCAUGCAAGCUACAAUCGCCACGUCACCAACAAGUGUGAUAUCUCAAGCUGCUGUGGAAUCAAUCAUCAGUGGCUUAAAACCAUUCAUUACAUGCCUUUGCACCUCAGAAGAUUUGAAAGAAUGUGAAACAGCAGUUUUGACUAUUUCCAAGAUGUGGAAGGAGUCAAAUGCUGAUUCAGGUGUCCAUGCUUGUUUAUCAACUUCAACAACAGUGAAUGGAUUCAUUGAUGUUCUAUCAGCUUCUUUAAGCAGGGAAGUUUUAAGAACAACAGUUUACAUUCUAUCUGAGUUACUAGUAGCUGAUGAAAGACUCAGGGAGAUUCUAACAAAUGUUGAUCUUGAAUGUUUAGCUGCUUUACUACAAAACGGUUUAUCCGAGGCUGCUGUUCUUAUAUACCUUCUGAAACCCUCGUUUUCUCAGCUCUCAGAGUUUAACUUAGUUCCAUAUAUUAUUCAAAACAUAUGUAAAAAAGAUGAAGAAUCCAAGGAUUCUGAACUGGUGAUGAAUCCAAAGGAUGCUGCUGUAGAGUUAGUGGCUCAGGUUUUAAUCGAAGGAGAUGAGACUAGUAGAAAUUCUAAUGCUUUGAGUGUUAUAUCUGUGAAUGCAGUGCCUUCAUUGGUUAUGUGUUUAGAGAGAGUGGAUACACGACAAUCUGUUAUGUAUAUCUUGCUGUGUUGCAUCCAUGCAGAUAGAAGUUGCAGGAAUUUAAUAGCAACAAGAAUUGACUUGUGCUAUGUUCUUGAACUAUUUCAUGCUGGAAAUGAAUAUGUCAGAGGCCUGUGUAUAGAAUUUCUCUGGGAGUUAGUUCAGUUAAACAGGAGAACAUUAUGCAAUCAGAUUUUGCAAAUAAUAAAGGAUGAAGGAGCAUGUAGCACAAUGCAUACUCUUCUAGUCUAUCUUCAAAAUGCUCCAAUGGAGCAACAGCCUGUCAUUGCAUCCCUUCUUCUUCAGCUUGAUCUCCUGGUUGAGCCUAGAAAAAUGAGCAUUUAUCGAGAGGAAGCGAUUCAAACACUUAUUGAAUCCCUCCCAAAAAAAGAUUUCCCAAAUUCACAACUUGCAGCUCUUGAUGCCUUGUCAUCUCUUUCAGGCCACCUUAGUGCUUCAGGGAAGUCUCUUACUGAAGCCUGGUUACUCAAGCUUGCAGGAUUUGAUCAACCUUAUGAAGAUUCUGUGAAGAAAGAAAAUCUCAAAGUUAACGAACAUGAACCAAUUGAGAAUAUGGACAAGGAAGAGGAGAUAGCUGCAAAUUGUUGGGAGAAAAGGAUAGCUUUUGUACUUUGCAACCAUGAAAAGGGUCUUAUAUUUAAUGCUUUAGAAGAAUGUCUGAAGAGCAACUCCAUAGACAUGACAAAGAAGUGCCUUUCCAUAGCCACUUGGCUCAUAUACAUGCUUUACAAUCUGCCCGACACAGGUGUUAGAGAUGCUGCCCGGAAGGCUUUGCUUGACCAAUUCAUAUACAUACUACAAUCCUCUAAGAAUCUUGAAGAGAAGAUUUUGGCAACCGUUGCCCUGAGAAGCUUCAUUAGUGAUCCAGGUGCACUUGUUGAACUUGGUGGCUACGCUAAAGGCUUGUACAAAACCUUGAAAAAGCUCAAGAGGAGCUCUGUGGUUGUCAGUGACAUAAUGAAAACAUUAAUGAAUUUGCCAUCUGUCAAUGCAGCAGAUAUGUGGAGUUAUUCAGAAGGAUUUGAGCUGGAUACAUCAAUGAAUGGAGAGGUUCCAUCUUUGGUUAACAUAAAAGGUCGACUAAUAAGCAGCCAUUCUGAUGGAACCAUUAAGGUUUGGGAUAGUGGUAAAAAGGCGUUAAGGUUGAUUCAGGAGGUUCGUGAUCAUGCAAAAGCUGUCACAUGCCUGUAUGUUUCACCUUCAAGUGAUAAAAUCUAUAGUGGUUCCUUGGAUAAAACAAUACGGGUAUGGGUAAUCAAACAAGAAGGAAUCCAUUGUAUUCAGGUCCAUGAUGUUAAAGAGACUGUCUGUGGGUUGGUAGCUGAUGCAGAUUUUGCAUAUUUUUUCUCUCAAAGUGCUGGAGUCAAGGUUUAUGGAUGGUCUGGAGUUAUCAAGAACCUCAACAUCAAACAAACUGUUAGAAGCCUUGCCUUGAAUGGCAAUAAACUGUAUUGUGGUUGCAGUGGUUUCAACAUACAGGAAGUAGAUUUGCGAAAAAACACAUCAACAACAUUUUACGCAGGAGCAAGAAAAUUAUUGGGUAAACAAUCAAUCCAUUCGCUAUAUAUUCAAGACAAUCUUCUGUUUGUGGGUGGAACAUCAAUAGAUGGAAUUGCAGGAAAGGUAUUCUCUCUAUCAAACAGAGGUGUAAUAGGAUCAUUAUCAACGGGAUUUGACAUUCAGUUGUUGGCUGUGAAUAAUGAUUUCAUAUUUGGAGCUACAAAAAGUGGGACUAUUGAGGUGUGGUUGAAGGAAAGGCUAACUAAAGUUGCUUCCAUUAAAAAUUCCAAAAUCACAUCCAUGGCAUCAGAUGCUGAUGGAGAAAUGCUCUUUGCUGGCUCUUCUGAUGGCAGAAUUCAGAUGCGUCCAAGUAAGUGUAAAACCCGAAACCAAAAUGGAGCCUCCCGUGUUGCAGUAUCUCUCAAGUCAACCAUGGUUUACACAGCUAUCGAUACAUUCUAUCUAACAGAUAAACAACUUAAGAACACACCUUCAAGAAAAGACGGAAUAGAUGAAGCCACUGAAAUGACACUUAGAAGAUAUGGCUGUGAUCUUAUACAAGAGAGUGGUAAUUUACUCAAUGUACCACAACAAGUAAUGGGCACAGGUCAAGUUCUUUUUCAUCGGUUCUAUUGCAAGCAAUCGUUUUCUAGUUUCAACGUGAAGAGAGUCGCUGCUAGUUGCAUUUGGCUUGCCUCAAAACUAGAGGAAAAUAUCAGGACGCUGAGGAGAAUCGUCUAUAUUUUUCACAUAAUGGAAUGUAGAAGGGAGAAUCUACCUUUAGAGCAUUUGGAUACAUCUUCAAAGAAAUAUUUGGAAUUAGAGGCGGAUUUGAAAAGAUGCGAACUACAAGUACUGAAGGAAAUGGGUUACAUCUGCCAUGUUGAACUUCCUCAUAAACUCAUGGUAGCUUACCUUGAAGUUCUCGAAGCACCUCAUCAGAUGAUACAAGAAGCGUGGAAUAUUGCAAACGAUAGUUUGCGUACAGCUUUAUGUGUGCAUUUGAAGAGUUACGUUGUGGCAUGUGGUGUUAUUUACACUGCAGCUCGCAGAUGCUAUGUUCCUCUUCCUGAAAACCCUCCAUGGUGGGAGCUAUUUGAUGCCAACAAAAAGGAGGUAGAUGAAGUUUGCAGAGUUCUAAAUCACAUAUAUAGUCUACCCAAAGCGUGCUAUAUACCUGUAUGCAAAGAAGAUGGUUCAUUUACAAUGUGUAGAUCAUUGGAUUCACGAUCCCAACCUCUUGCAAAGGAAGGUACAUCAAGUGGUGAUCCACUGAUGCUUGAUGAUGCAAAUACAAGGAAGGUUGAAGCAGAAGCUGUUUUAAAGAGCAAAGAACAUGUAACAGAUGAAAAGGAAAGGAAAAGGGAAAGUCACAACAGUAAAAAGGACCGAUUUCGGAAGGGAAAGGGAGCAAGAUGGUUGUCAAGAGGGAUAGACAAAAAGUAA